AUGUCCGCCUAUACCGUGUCAAGUCUAGCGUUGAAUGAGAUAGUAGAGCUUCUUUCCGUGUAUUCGAGAUCGAAUACAACGGAGGACUAUGUCGCGCUCCUUGACGGGGUAGGAUAUGUGGUAUUAAAACUCAAAGAGGAAUUAAGGCGGAAACAACAGCACCGGAAGAAGAAAAACAAGAAGGCCCAGUCCAGUCGUACGGCUGCCAACGCCCCGUGGCAGGGAUUGCCGAAUGUAGCGACAAUUUCCUUAGCCGACCUACCAUCUUCGACGUUGCGCUCACAUUUGAAGCCUGGACUGGUUGAAUCAGCAGAUGCCGAGCACCCGUCCGAUUCGAACCUGAGACUCGAUGUGAUUGUUCGGCCAUCGGGACCUGAUCGACGGUCUGAAGCGACCACAAUCGAUUGUGAGAGCUCCAACCCGAAAACUGACGCCGGGCUGGCCAAGGAGGAUGUUGGAGCGGCAACCAGAGAUAAGCUGAAGCAAGAGAUCGAACACUGCAAGAAUUACUAUCGCGGCAAAAACUUUGUUGUCCAUAGUGAUGAACGCUCAGAGACCGUCUACCCCAAUGAAAUCAAUCGUUUCUUCUCCCAUUUCCAAGAGGGAGAGUGGCUUACUAAUUUCAAUGUGAUGCCCUUGAUAUUCUCUUUCAGUUGGCCGGCAAUGACUUUGGUGCUGCACAGCUCCUAUACAUCGUUUGCUGCCUCGAAGAACACCAAUCAGCAAUCCACACCCAGGGUGCGGUGGCCCCUAGAAAGCAGUCAUGAUCGCGUCAUCCUUCCCUGCUGCUUUCAAAACCAUUGGACGUUGUUUGAUGUGGACCUCAAGCGUAGUUUCAUCCGACAAUACGAUUCUCUCGCCGGAGACGUCGCAAAGUCAGCGGGAGUGGUGUCCGCCAUCAAGGAGCGAUUGACGAACGCCAUGGAGGGUUGGCAGAGCCCAAAACAGGACCUCGCUACAGGCAAUGGGGCAUCUCAACAGCAAGGGAACGAUUCUGAUUGUGGAAUUUACAUGGUAUACAAUGCAGAUUGUCUCGCCUCCCAUCGAGACCCCCUAGAGGAGCAGAUAGACGGUGCUCAACUUCGACACCACUAUCUUGAACGUCUCCUCGAAUUAGAACGUCAGGGGAGGAGUGAGCGGCAGAUGGUGGAGAUGGUCCUACCUCCAAACAAGACACUCAGGAUCAAACGGCGCCGUGUGCCUGAAGACAUGCCAGACGAUGAGCCAGGCCAGAACAAAAGAGGAGCUAAGAGAAGUCGCAGAGCGGACUGGGUGCCCCCAUCGCAUUUGGGUCCCCGAGCCGCAUGGAUUGAGGAGCGGAGCAACCUCGCCGCUAUUAUCUCUGGGCACGGGUAUGGAAAAAUCAUGCCAAAACACUGGGAACGAGCGGAGGAACUGCUCCAGAUGAUCGAAGCGAUCGGAUGUGAGGAAGUCAUGACUGUUUGGAACGAAGCAGUUGCCCAAGCGAAAAGCCUCGUCAACCGACAGGCACCGAAAACAGAUUCGACGGCUAAAACAAUCUGUCAACUUGUCGAGCGGGCCCAGGUCAGAUCGUUCCAAGAUAAGGUAGUUUUGCGCAUUGGAAAGUGGGUUUUUUCAAUGAAGAUCUUGCAAGAUGUUGAAGGUUUCAGGGAAGAAGGUGCACCGUCGAAGCAAAGUGGUCUCAAACCUGAAACCGAUGGCAAAGGAAACGCAGUGACAAGGGCACUUACCAAGUUCAUCAAAGAAGCUCACCCUGAGCUUCAAGGCCCUACUCUGGCGAAGGAGUGGGAGACAAGAUAUCUCAGGUAUCGAGACUGGUGGUGGGAGAGCCGGAUAUGGAUCCUUUUGUACAAUGCAUUUGGAGCUGCGGUUCUAUUGCUCAUCCCGGGAAACCAUCGCACCAGGAGAGGAUCUUCAGUCUCCAACAAACAAUAUGUGCGGAUCAAGUCCACUGAGCGUAAACCAUUCAUCAAAGCCCUGCAGAAACUUCGACCAGACUUGAAGAAGACCGUUUCCGAGCUGGAAGAUCAGCUUCAGAUUCUCAAAGACGACAUCAUAGACCUACUGGGACGACUUCCGCAGACAGAUAUAUCUCCAGAGUCAAAAUCUGGACUGGAGAACGGCGAAGCAUCCACAAUGAAAGAUGACAAAGCCAGCCCGAACGUACCAGGCGCAAUCCAGCGCUUGACCUGA
Molecule: messenger RNA, 2175 nt
Organism: Bacidia gigantensis
Lineage: Eukaryota; Fungi; Ascomycota; Lecanoromycetes; Lecanorales; Ramalinaceae
Exons: 4
Coding region: 1-2175 (724 amino acids)
Biological process (GO): proteolysis
Molecular function (GO): cysteine-type peptidase activity
Source: RefSeq, a predicted model, not a curated record